UCAGUACAAUGUGUACACGUCAUACACAAUACCGUAUACGUACUACGCAGAAGAUGAGUUGAACCAGCGUUCGCCGUACCUUUGUCCAAGCUAUCCAAACGCGAAAAUCCCAUAAAUGGAUCGGGGAUCGAAGCGGCGGCAGGUGAAGCCUUUGGCUGACUCUUUGCUGGAUGCUCUGGAUUAUGACAGCUCAGAUGACAGUGAUUUUGAAGUUGGAGAUGCGUCGGGUUCAGAAGGCACUGGCAAUGGAAGUGAUGAGGAGGGUUCAAAGGACAGCACUGCAGGUUCUGAGAGUGACUUUGACGGUGUUGGCUCAGCCGAUGAAGAGGGCGUAGAUGAUGAAGAGGCCAAAGAAUUGAAUGAAGACACUGAAGAAGAGGAGAAACCCAAGGAUCAGUCUUUUUCAGAGGAGACCAGCAGCAAAGAAGCGGUUGGAACCUCCAAGAAUCGCAAAAAAGGAGACAAAUCCUCAGAAACAGAACCAAAUGGUACUGGCACCGCAGAGGAAGGCUCAGUAGAGCCAAAAAAAUGGAACCUACGGCGGAACCGGCCCAUGCUGGACUUCACUACAAUGGAAGAGCUAAACGAAAUUGAUGAUUAUGACAGUGAGGAUGACAAUGACUGGAGGCCCACACAAGGAAAAAAGAAAGGCAAGGCAUCAUCUGGGAAGGAGAAAGAAGGGAGUCAGGAAGAGGAGGAUGGGGGUAGUGAUGAAGAGGACAAUGAGGAUGAUGAGAACGAGACCAGUAGUAGUGAUAGUGAGGAAGAAGGGAAGAAAUCAAAGAGGAAAGAAGGCAAGAGCACAGGGGCGUUUGAUGAGGAGGAGACCAAUGACAGCCACAGCACAUCCCAUGGGAAGGGCAAUGAGGACUCUCUGUUGGAACGGCCCCAGACCUGGAGCUCCCAGCGGAUGGAGCAUAUCCUUAUCUGCUGUGUGUGUCUAGGAGACAACAGCGAAGAUGCGGAUGAGAUCAUCCAGUGUGACAACUGUGGCGUGACCGUGCAUGAAGGUUGUUAUGGUGUCGAUGGUGAAAGUGACUCGAUCAUGAGCUCGGCCUCGGAGAACUCGACAGAACCGUGGUUCUGUGACGCAUGCAAGAAUGGCGUCACACCCAGCUGCGAACUCUGUCCCAGUCAGGACGGCAUUUUCAAAGAAACUGAUGCGGGGAGGUGGGUGCACGUGGUGUGUGCCCUUUAUGUUCCAGGGGUCGCAUUUGGAGAUAUUGACAAGCUGCGGCCUGUAACACUCACAGAGAUGAACUACUCAAAGUAUGGAGCAAAGGAGUGCAGUUUGUGCGAGGAUGCACGCUUUGCUCGCACAGGUGUUUGCAUCAGCUGUGAUGCUGGAAUGUGCCGCUCGUUCUUCCACGUUACAUGUGCACAACGAGAAGGGCUGCUGUCUGAAGCUGCUGCGGAAGAGGACAUUGCCGAUCCAUUCUUUGCCUACUGCAAGCAGCAUGCAGACCGCUUUGACAGGAAAUGGAAAAGGAAGAAUUACCUGGCCCUGCAGUCCUACUGCAAAGUGUCUUUGCAGGAAAGGGAGAAGCAACUCACACCUGAAGCUCAGGCUCGAAUAACCACGCGGCUUCAGCAGUACAGAGCGAAAGCAGAGCUGUCUCGAAACACUCGGCCGCAGGCGUGGGUGCCACGAGAGAAGCUUCCCCGGCCGCUCACCUCUAGUGCUUCAGCCAUCCGUAAGCUGAUGCGUAAAGCCGAGCUCAUGGGUAUCAGCACAGACAUCUUCCCUGUGGACACAUCCGAUACCAGCGCAAGCGUGGACGGACGGCGUAAACAUAAGCAGCCUGCCCUCACAGCAGACUUCGUUAACUACUACCUGGAGCGGAACAUGAGGAUGAUUCAGAUCCAGGACAAUGUCGUGGAGCAGAAGAACCUUAAAGACAAGCUGGAGAGUGAGCAGGAGAAACUGCACGUGGAGUACAACAAGCUGUGCGAGUCUCUGGAGGACCUGCAGAAUGUCAAUGGCCAGUUGAGGACCGAGGGCCAAGCAAUAUGGAGCAUGAUGGGCGGGAUCCUUGGACAGAAACUGAACUCUCCUGCAGUUCUGAAAGCUCCCAAAGAGAGAAAGCCAAGCAAGAAAGAGGGAGGUUCACCAGGGAAGGCAUCAAACCUCCCAGCUAUGCUCUACAGCUGUGGGAUCUGUAAGAAAAACCAGGACCAGCAUCUUUUACUGCUGUGUGACACCUGUAAGCUGCAUUACCACCUGGGCUGUCUGGACCCGCCUCUCACACGCAUGCCGAAGAAGACCAAAAACAGCUACUGGCAGUGCUCUGAGUGUGACCAGGCCAGCAGUGACGAGGCUGACAUCGCCAUGGAGACGUUACCAGAUGGAACCAAAAGGUCCAGGAGGCAGAUCAAGGGGCCAAUCAAAUUUAUCCCUCAAGAAAUGAGCCCAGAGCCCAAGAAGCUUCAAGUGAGAGGGACUAGAACCAGAGGCCAGAAGAGGAAGAGAAUGUCCAUCUGCGAAGAGGAGAAGAUCGAGGAACCGUCACCGCGGGAGCGCAGACAGAGGCAGUCGACUCUGCAGAAAAAGCCCAAAGCUGAUGACACGCGGACCGAGUGCACCACUUGCAAGGGCCCUGGUGACAAUGAAAACCUAGUGAGGUGUGAUGAGUGUCGGCUCUGUUACCACUUCGGCUGUCUGGACCCUCCCCUGAAGAAGUCACCCAAACAAACUGGCUAUGGAUGGAUCUGUCAGGAAUGUGACACCUCUUCAUCAAAGGAGGAAGAACCACAAGAGGUUGAGGAUGAGUCUUUGAAAGAGGAAGGGACUGAGCGGGAGAUCCCAGACUGAAAAACUCUCAAUAUUACCUCACGUGAAGUAAUUGUCUUGUCUACACAGCCACCACCUCAUUUCCUGCUGAAUAGCGGGAUGCAAAAUAACAUUCACAAAUUAAAUCAACAGACGUGAACUGCCA
Messenger RNA from Carassius carassius (crucian carp), 2936 nucleotides. Its product is annotated as PHD finger protein 14. The coding region runs from base 116 to 2812 and encodes 898 amino acids. Gene Ontology annotation, biological process: regulation of transcription by RNA polymerase II. The record is from RefSeq and is a predicted model, not a curated record. The transcript has 18 exons. Lineage: Eukaryota; Metazoa; Chordata; Actinopteri; Cypriniformes; Cyprinidae.